CACAAGGGAACUGCCUGGCAUACACCUUUUGAAAUUGCUUGUCAAGAGAUCAAAUCUCACAUAAUCACAUAUUAAGUUUUCCCAGAUGAAGCUAAAUACCUUUUUUUUAGUGGAACUAACAUGCAAGUAUUUCUCUCCCUGUCAUUAGAAAACUUUGCCUUGGAAAAAUUCCCUAAUAAAAUGGACCUGAUUUUAAAACUGUACACAUUACACAUAUAUGUAGCAUGAUCAAAUGUGGUCAUGUUGAUUUCAGUGUUUUUGUUUGAAAUUUUUAGGUAAUAAAGAAUAAGGGUAACAGGAAAAAAAAAAACACAAAGAGGAACUUAUCUGCAGUGUUUUAGCUUACAGGAUACGCUAGAGUUGUAUAAGGGAACUAUCCUACUAGGACAGUUGACCUUUGAACAACAUGGAUUUCGAACUGCGUGGGUCCACAUAUAUUUUUUUUUCAGUAAAUAUGUUGGAAAAUUUUUUGGAAAGGAACAACAAUUUGAAAAAAAUUGGAGAUGCAUCAUGUAGCUUUCUCCUUCCCUGGUAACUGGAGAAACAGAAUAUCAACCAAUCAUUACAGAGAUCAAGGAGGAGCCUGACAGAGUUUCUUGGAUGUCUUGUGAAUAUUAGAAAAUACAUUUUGGAGAGGCUAAAAGAAGGCCAAGAGAUACGGUGCUCACAUUUGCUUCCAUGGAACCCAGCUAGUCUUCCCUUGGGAAAAAAAAAACACACUGUGUCAAGAGAUCUUCCCUAAAUAGGAAAGAAGCUAUUAAAGGAUUUCAUCCUCCUCCUCUUUUCCUGUGCCCAAACUCUACCAGUCUCCCAUUCCAUGAAGAUGCUUUGGUGGAAGAAGAAACUCUGCCGGAGCCAUUAUCUGUGGGCCCUGGGGUGCUAUAUGCUGCUGGCCAUUGUUGCUCUGAGAUUUUCUCUCAGAUUGAAAUGUGACAUAUAUUCCCUGGAUCUGGAGUCCAGGGACUUUCGAAGCCAGCACUGUAGGGACAUUUUGUAUAAGUCCCUGAAGCUGCCAGCAAAGAGAUCCAUCAAUUGUUCUGCGAUCACUCGCGGGGACCAGGAAGCAGUGAUCACAGCUGUCCUGGACAAUCUGGAAGUCAAGAAGAAGCGGAAGCCUUUCACAGACACUGAUUACCUGAACAUGACCAGAGACUGUGAGAAGUUUAAGGCCAACAGGAAGUUCAUACAGUUCCCGCUGAGCAAAGAAGAGCUGGACUUCCCCAUCGCAUACUCUAUGGUGGUCCAUGAGAAGAUUGAAAACUUUGAACGGCUGCUGCGAGCUGUGUAUGCCCCUCAGAACAUAUACUGCAUCCACGUGGAUGAGAAGUCCCCAGAAUCUUUCAAAGAGGCAGUCAAGGCCAUCAUUUCCUGCUUCCCAAAUGUCUUCAUGGUCAGUAAGUUGGUUCGGGUGGUUUACGCCUCCUGGUCCAGGGUGCAGGCUGACCUGAACUGUAUGGAAGACUUGCUCCAGAGCUCAGUGCCCUGGAAAUAUUUACUGAAUACAUGCGGGACAGACUUUCCCAUAAAGACCAAUGCGGAGAUGGUCCUGGCCCUAAAGAUGUUGAAUGGCAAGAACAGUAUGGAAUCAGAGAUACCUACUGAGUACAAAAAGUCUCGCUGGAAGUAUCACUACGAGGUGACAGACACAUUGUACCUGACCAACAAGAUGAAGGACCCUCCCCCUGAUAAUUUGCCCAUGUUCACAGGGAAUGCCUAUAUUGUGGCUUCUCGAGCCUUUGUCCAACAUGUCUUAGAGAACCCCAAAUCCCAACGAUUGAUCGAAUGGGCCAAAGACACCUAUAGCCCCGAUGAACAUCUCUGGGCCACCCUUCAGCGUGCCCCCUGGAUGCCCGGCUCUGUUCCCUACCACCCCAAGUUUCACAUCUCGGACAUGACUGCCAUUGCCAGGCUGGUCAAGUGGCAGGGCCAUGAGGGAAACGUCAGCAUGGGGGCGCCUUAUGAGCCUUGCUCUGGAAUCCACCAGCGCGCUGUCUGCAUUUAUGGGGCUGGGGACUUGCACUGGAUUCUUCAGAACCAUCACCUCUUGGCGAACAAGUUUGACCCAAAGGUGGAUGAUAAUGUUCUUCAGUGCUUAGAAGAGUAUUUACGUUAUAAGGCCAUCUAUGGGACUGAACUCUGAGAGGAUGGCUCCCUGAGGGGCAGGAACAUGCAAAAACAUGCUCAGAAUGUGCUGGGACAGUGUGGGUGGGAGGCCAGGGCUCUGGAAUCCAUGCAUCCCCCAGGGCCAGGGAGCUGCUCUUGGAGUGUCGGUGAGUAGAUGUGUUGCCUUGCAAAUUGCUUCCCCAGGUGGACGCUGACUGUGCAUCACCCCACUCCCAAUAGCUCCUCCACUGACUUGCUUACAUAGUUGAGAAUAAGAACCAGCUCUUUGAGGGGGGGGAGUAAGAGAGGAAAGUGUGGCAGGAGACCCUGGAUUUCAGGCGAAUUCUUGGUGUCAGCUUUUCUACUCUUUGGCGAUGCUGUUCCUCAUAAUUCUGGACUUGGUAGUGGGGAGGGGAUUUGGAAAGAAGGCCUUCUAUUCACAUAAAACUGCUGUUAACUUAAAAAUAAAUAGCUUCUGAUUCAAACCCAUACCUCUACUUCUUGUCUAAUAAGGCACAACUAAGAUAAAACUGUGAGACUUCUUCAAACCCUUGGUGACAUUGAAAAUCCCUGGUGGCUGACUCUAAGAGAAUCCUCAUUAUUCCAGAAUGAUCAUGGCAGAUUCAAAAGAAUAUGGAGGGACACAGCUGAUUCUUUCAUUAUUGAAAGCCCUCCUCAUUUUGUUUACAUUGCUAGAUUCAUGACUUUUCUGUCAGGAAAAAGGCAGGGUGAUUUAACUAGUAUGACUAUCCACAGCCUUACGGGCUCCAUAAAAAAGGUGAUAGUAACCAUUAGGUCGGGUCACCAUGUGAUUAUUGUCCAAACUGGAACAUAUUUUAGUUGGGGGAGGCUGUAUUAUUAAUAAUUGUAUUAGAUAACAAGAAUAAACUAGGUCUGGAGUUCCCAUGGUGGCUUAGAGGUUAACGAAUCUGACUAGCAUCCAUGAGGACGCGGAUUUGAUCCCUGGCCUUGUUCAGCGUUGCUGUGAGCUGUGGUGUAGGUCGCAGACAUGGCUGGGAUCCUGCAUUGCUGUGGCUGUGGCUGUGGCCAGCAGCUAUAGCUGCAAUCGGACCCCCAGCCUGGGAACUUCCAUAUGCCAUGUGUCUGGACCUAAAAAAGCAAAAAAAAAUUUUAAAAAGAUAAACUAGGUCUGGUUAUUCCAUCUUUAUGCCUCUUGAGUCAAAACUCUUAUUUAAAUAUGUAAAUAUGGAAUGGUCACUUCAUGGUUCUGUGGCUUAUACAUUUCCUUGUGGGGAGACAGGUGUAUGUGUAUGUGUGUGUAUGUGCUCUCUGCCCCACCCUUCCACUCCAUCCAACAAAUGUUACCCUUUGAAAUGUUUCCUUUCUAAAGUUUCCACUGAUAAUUGUCAGUUAAUUGAAAGGUAAUUGUCUACUAGCCAUACUCUUUUAUGGCAAGGAAUACUUUAUAAACAGAUAAGCAUGUCUUGUAUAUAUAGUAGAGCUGAUCCUCUGCAUACAAUGUGCCCUGGAAAAGUGAUUUAUGUGUAAGUUAAUUUGUGUAAUUUGAAUGAGGGUCCCAUUAAUAUGUCAUGAUGCCAUUAGUGUGUUUCUUCAUUUCUGGUUUUGAUUCAGUUACUCAAGUUUUCUUUCACAGUCAACUUUCUCUGCAACCCACGGACUCUGACGUAGUUACCACUGUGUCUGAUGCACUGCAUUUUCUAAGUGGUUGCUUUCUGUAAGGUUGGACUCAUUUAGUAAUGGGCAUUGCUACCACCAACUUACAAGCAUUAUCACAGUGAGUCCUCUUCACUUGGCUCUCAGCCCCACCGUAGAGAUGUCUGCAGAUGAGCCCUGAAAGGUCUGUCUGUUCCCAGCAGCAAUGUUUGGGGACCUCUCUGCCUACGAGCAUUUGUGACUGUCCUUGGGUUCUGUGAGGGGGCUGCAAAGGAGCAGAAAAGUUUCUGAGUGCAUGUGUUCUGAGAGAAGAACUUGAUCUUUGGCUUCAUAGUCAACUUCUCGUAUCAGUUUUCAUUUGAUGUGAAUAGAAAAUUUUUAUAUCAAUAAAUUUAAAAGAUUCAA
Sus scrofa (pig) is the source of this 4143-nucleotide messenger RNA. The record is from RefSeq and is a predicted model, not a curated record. Lineage: Eukaryota; Metazoa; Chordata; Mammalia; Artiodactyla; Suidae.